Botrytis porri is the source of this 567-nucleotide messenger RNA. RefSeq lists its product as uncharacterized. The transcript has 2 exons. NCBI's taxonomy places the organism in Eukaryota, Fungi, Ascomycota, Leotiomycetes, Helotiales, Sclerotiniaceae. The coding region runs from base 1 to 567 and encodes 188 amino acids. The record is from RefSeq and is a predicted model, not a curated record.
AUGAAUAUGUUCCGAAAAAAAGAUGAACUUAAAAGUACAACGACGUUGCUUGAAGAUGGGUAUAUACGAGAUACCAACGAUCCUACGCAACAACCCCCUCGCACUCCUGAUGCAUCUCUUAAUGAUUCAGGAUAUUCAUCAACACCAGGUCCCUCUACCAGUUAUGUCCAUCCUAAUCGGGCACCUCAAGAACUUCCCAGGUCAGUCCCGAACAAUGCCCUUCAAUCAAAUCAGGCUCCUCCUCGACCAGCACGUCCCCAGCAGCCGGUUAUGGAUGCCUCCAUAGCUGGUCAAUCUAGCGCUACCAGUAGGCCCACAAGCCAGGAUCUUGCUCGCUCAGCCAGAGGCAAUAGUAGAAAUUCCAAUUCAUCCAGACAUUCCUCGGCUCAUUCUAGAACUUCCUCUAUUAACGCUCCCCUAAAUAACACAGCUGCCACCGUUCAACGUAACUCUCGUGCCUCUACCACUAGUCGUUACUCUUCAGCGUCCUCUUCGAAUCGAGAUCCUUUUCAAUAUGAUAGCCCCGAGUGGAGAAGGAUUCUUAACAGGGCUAGCAAUGCACAAUAA